GCCCAUUGGCCGGUCUGCGGACUUCCCACAGACAGUUGUAUGUUUCAUAAAGAUGCACUCUGAUGCUGCCAAUUUUCAGCUCAAUUCCCACUUGACUACACUGGCCAGCAUCCAUAAGAUUCACCACACGUUGCACAGGCUGAACAUAACAGAGGACGUUGGACAGGAGAGCCCCACAUCAGCUUGUUGCUCCAGAGCCAUGCCUCCGAGGAAAAAGAGGAGACCCACUGCUGGAGAUGACAUGUCAGCCAAAAAGAGUCGCCAGGACAGGGUCAAACUGUCGCCAUCUGUUUUCAGAAAAAACGACUCGCCGCUAAUCCGCGAGGAGGAGACGUUCUCCAACAAAAGAUGUUUGGAGUGGUUCUACGAGUACGCAGGUGAUUUUAUACGGCUGGUUAAGGUGGAUGAUGGUUGUGGUCAUGUGUUCUCAACCUUCUGCAUCUUUCUGACAGGCUGCGAUGACGUGGUGGGACCGGAGGGCAUGGAGAAGUUCUGUGAGGACAUUGGAGUGGAACCAGAAAAUGUGGUAAUGCUGGUGCUGGCGUGGAAGCUGGACGCUCAGAGUAUGGGCUACUUCACCCUACAGGAGUGGCUGAGAGGCAUGAGCAUGCUGCACUGCGACUCCACUGAGAGGCUGAGGAACUCGUUGGACUACCUACGGUCUGUCCUUAACGACGGCAACAGCUUCAAGCUCAUUUAUAGAUACGCUUUUGACUUUGCCAGGGAGAAGGACCAGAGGAGUUUGGACUUAAACACGGCCAAGUGCAUGCUGGGGCUUCUGCUGGGGAAGACGUGGCCCCUCUUUCCUGUCUUUAAUCAGUUUCUAGAGCAAUCCAAGUACAAAGUCAUCAACAAAGACCAAUGGUGCAACGUCUUAGAGUUCAGCCGGACAAUCAACUUGGACCUUAGUAACUACGACGAGGACGGUGCAUGGCCCGUGUUGCUGGACGAGUUUGUGGAAUGGUACAAGGAAAGACAGAUGUCAUAGCUACAACUGAAGAAAGAAAAUGGCAACUAAUAAACAACAACAACAAAAUACUGUGACGACCCCGACGACGAGAAUCAGCAAUUAAACAAAACAAACGGUAACGCCGCCACAGGGUUGGGGGGGAGGGUCCUUAGAAGGGAGGAGGCGGGCUGAUUAUCACUAAAUCCCGCCCCCUUCUUGAAGUCGCGACUCUCACUGAGAUGCGGCGUUUUGGAAAUAGCGGGGAAAAGUAUUGCUGAGUGCCUUCUCCCGCUGCUUUGCAUCAACAGAAGUCUUAGAGAAGGUCCACUUUGACCCGAGCACAUUUAGACCAUAAUAAACUAAGCUGUGCUGCGAGUUGCCUGUGCAAAAAGAAGCACUUUGUGCUUUCCUAAGGCAGGUCGCUGUUUACUUGUGCCAGUCUUUUUUUUUUUUUUUUUACUUCCCUCCUGCUUUUGUCUUCUCACACCAAACAAAACCGCAUUGCUGCUAAUUCCAGUCAAGCCCCCCCACCCCCUCUCAGCAUUUUACCGGUUCGUGACGACCGAUCGAUGUUAGCGUGUGACUGUGCCUCAAAAGCGUUUGGACGUGUAUGUACGAAUAUCUGGGAGCAAAGAGGGGGGGCUCAUGUUGACCCAGCCCGUGUGGGCUGCCCAAUGAGCUACUUCCUGGUGUCCAUUUUGUCUGGUCUUCCUUAGUCCGCCGAUAGUUUCUUCAGGUUUCCUCCAAUGAGUAGCAUCCUUCCCGACGCUGACAGUGUUCAAAGGUAAGAACGCGCGCGCUAACUGUAGUUGUCACAGCGCUACGUUCUUGUAUAGAUUUUCUGUCCUUGGCUGUGGUGUGACGCUGAAUCGUCCAAAAGAUUUGAAUAUUUGCAUGCAGCUCCGACAGAGCCUUUUUCUUUUGUUGUUGUUGUUGUUGAUGUACAGGAAAUGUUUUGUGCUUAGAUUUGAUAUCCACGAUCAUGUUAAGUUUUUUCUUUUCUUUUUUUUUUUUGCUUCCUGAUGGAACUCAUGAUUGUGUUUAUUAAGACCUGGAAAAGAAACACACACAUGUAACCUCACGGUGGAACAGGCGUUCACUCCUGCAUUGGUCAACAAAGCGAGGCGUUGUAUGUACCCCCCCUUUUUUUUUAAUUUAUUGCCAGUGCGUCUGUCGACUUGCACUCGUACAUGUCACCCCUGCUUUGUAUAUUGAAUGACACAAGGUUUGUGUAUAGAUUUCAUGUCUUUCAGUAUUCUCUCAUGGCAAUGCAGGAUGAUGAACACGCUUGUCCCGACUGUAUAUAUGUAUGUAAACUAAGUGUCUAUAUGUCGGUUUUCACUAUAACCUAUGUCUAUAUACUUAAAUAAAAAAGGUUUAUUAACUUA
This is a messenger RNA of Entelurus aequoreus (snake pipefish), 2337 nucleotides long. RefSeq names its product DCN1, defective in cullin neddylation 1, domain containing 4 (S. cerevisiae) (gene dcun1d4). Gene Ontology annotation, molecular function: ubiquitin conjugating enzyme binding; ubiquitin-like protein binding; cullin family protein binding. Lineage: Eukaryota; Metazoa; Chordata; Actinopteri; Syngnathiformes; Syngnathidae. Gene Ontology annotation, biological process: protein neddylation; positive regulation of ubiquitin-protein transferase activity. Bases 53 to 988 code for a protein of 311 amino acids. The transcript is spliced from 10 exons. Gene Ontology annotation, cellular component: ubiquitin ligase complex. The record is from RefSeq and is a predicted model, not a curated record.